UCCCUCCUGUCAUCAUUAAGUUUGAGGAGCCAGAGAAGAGGCAUGACACGUGUAUGGUCUUCACGGUGCGUGCAAACCCCCUGCCCACCCUCCGCUGGUACUAUAAUGGCAGGGAGAUCAAGCCGACAGACUAUGUUACACCAAAAAUGGAUGUCUAUCUGGACAACUUAGAGGGAUGCCUCUUAUUCAAAAACCCCACACACCACAACAAUGGGAAUUACACUCUGGAGGCCAGCAACUUCCUGGGCGUGGCUGUCAAAACUGUGUACGCCCACUUUCUUCAGCCACCCUUUGAUGUAGACUACACAGAAUAUGGGAGUCCGACUCCGACAGCUGUUACAACCAUGACACAUCGGCCUGAAGAGGACACGUUUGGCGUAUCGAUUGCAGUUGGCUUGGCUGGCUUCGCCUGCGUUCUCCUUGUCGUUAUGUUUGUGCUAAUCAACAAAUAUGGCAGACGCUCAAAGUUUGGCAUGAAAGGACCCGUGGCUGUGAUCAGCGGUGAAGAAGACUCCGCCAGCCCCCUCCAUCAUGUUAAUCAUGGCAUCAUAACCCCGUGUACCCUGGAUGCUGGGACAGACGCCGUAGUGAUCGGCAUGACCCGCAUCCCAGUGAUCGAAAACCCGCAGUAUUUCCGGCACGGGCACAACUGCACCAAGCCCACAACUUAUGUACAGCACAUUAAGCGCAGAGACAUCGUGCUCAAGAGGGAACUGGGCGAAGGGGCCUUUGGGAAGGUAUUCCUGGCAGAGUGCUACAACCUUAGCCCCACUAAGGACAAGAUGCUGGUGGCUGUCAAGACCCUGAAGGAUCCCACCCUUGCGGCGAGGAAAGACUUCCAGCGGGAGGCCGAGCUGCUGACCAACCUUCAGCACGAGCACAUAGUGAAGUUCUAUGGCGUCUGUGUAGACGGAGACCCGCUUAUCAUGGUCUUUGAGUACAUGAAACACGGAGACCUCAACAAGUUCCUCAGAGCUCACGGUCCAGAUGCAAUGAUCCUGGUUGAUGGACAGCCGCUGCAGACCAAUGGGGAACUGGGUAUGUCUCAGAUGCUGCACAUAGCCAGUCAGAUCGCAUUAGGGAUGGUCUACCUGGCAUCUCAGCACUUUGUGCAUCGUGACCUGGCCACACGCAACUGUCUGGUGGGCAACGGGCUGCUGGUGAAAAUCGGAGACUUUGGAAUGUCAAGAGACAUCUACAGCACUGACUACUACCGGGUGGGAGGACACACAAUGCUGCCCAUUCGCUGGAUGCCACCAGAAAGCAUCAUGUACAGGAAGUUCACAACUGAGAGUGACGUGUGGAGCUUCGGCGUCAUCCUCUGGGAGAUCUUCACCUAUGGCAAGCAGCCAUGGUUUCAGCUGGCAAAUAAUGAGGUAAUCGAAUGCAUCACACAAGGACGCGUGCUGGAGAGGCCACGGCUUUGUCCCAAGGAAGUAUACGACAUUAUGCUGGGAUGCUGGCAGAGGGAACCACAGCAGAGGUUGAACAUCAAAGACAUCCAGAAAAUUCUUUAUACCUUGGGCAAAGCCUCACCUGUCUACCUGGAUAUCCUUGGCUAGUGUUUAUUGGGAAUAUGUGUGGAUGUCUGUCUAUGUCUAUCCAUCGGAGGAACAAACGAUCUGGGAUUUACCCUGAACAACAUGUACCUUACUGCGCCACUGUCGGACACCUGCAACAUGGGGAUGGACUUAAGUGCCUGCUACUCCUUUCGAUACACUGGAUAACAGUCUUUAAAAAGCACUUUUACAUUUUGUUUACCUGCAUAUAAAAUGUACAGUUCUGCAAGAAGAGGAGUCUCCUUUCUCUAUUUCUUCUUUUCUUUUAGUUUUGGUAAGAACAGCCUACUUUCAAACUCUAACAAAGGAAUAAUGAAAAAUUCCCCCUAAAGUAUGGAGAAAAUAGUAUUUUUUUUUCUUUCUUUUUUUUCUGACUGCUUGACAACUCUCCUGGUGGUUACAUGUUUUUUCAUUUUAUAAAUAUAUAUAUUUUUAUUUAUUUUUCUUUCUCUGAGUGUGGAUCUAUGCCAUGUUUCUUGCUAAGGGUAUAUCGCCUUUCGGAUAUGACUGCUGACCUUAGCCAUGUCAGAUGAUUGGCAAGGACUUAAGAAGAAAAGAAAAAGAAAAAAGCCUUACUGCGCUCUGAUUGGCGGAUCUUCUCUUUGACUCUACUGGAAGUAUCCAACAGGGCUUUUCAAUAUUCUGAGGAGCUUUUUAGUGAACGGAUUAACUUGAAGGAUCCACCAAUCAUUACAAAGGAUUUUAUUUAGAAUAAAACAAAAACAAAACAAGGAAUGUAUAUAAUGUAAAUGUAUGUGUCACAAGUGACAAUAUGUUAACUUAUUUCAUUUCCUUAUUAGAUGAUUUUAAUUCCUUGGCGUGCUGU
This is a messenger RNA of Carassius auratus (goldfish), 2385 nucleotides long. RefSeq names its product NT-3 growth factor receptor-like. The transcript is spliced from 10 exons. Gene Ontology annotation, cellular component: signaling receptor complex; axon; plasma membrane. The record is from RefSeq and is a predicted model, not a curated record. Lineage: Eukaryota; Metazoa; Chordata; Actinopteri; Cypriniformes; Cyprinidae. The annotation marks the transcript as partial. Gene Ontology annotation, molecular function: neurotrophin receptor activity; neurotrophin binding; ATP binding. Gene Ontology annotation, biological process: protein phosphorylation; cellular response to nerve growth factor stimulus; positive regulation of neuron projection development.